AUGAAAGGAACAACCAUAAUCUCGGUGAUCGUCUCUCUCUUGUUCGCGUUGGUUACAACUACUGAAGCAUUUGAUCCAGUGUUAGAUUAUGGUACGGGUAAACAGAUUCACAGGCAAGAUGGGUUGGGAGCACGGCCAUCACGCGUCGUUCAACUUGUUCCGGUAAGAGCACCGGACCGGAAUGGUGAAUUUGUGAAAACAGAAGUCAAAUGUCGCGUUCGGUUCAAUGAUUCUACAAAUUAUUGGAAUGAUUUAGCAGAUUCUUACAGAAUAACCGAAACGGACAUUGCACCCCUAGACGGAGGUGCAUUCAAGUUCGAAGAAACCAACAAGAAACGUGUUUAUAGGAUGGUUUACCGUUUUUUAAAUUCCGAUUUUUAUGAAGUUGGUAUGCAGGUCAAGACUCGGAAUAACGAGGAUAAAUAUUACUUGGCUACAGACAGAAAACGAAAAGAGCUCCGUCUCAUUAACGAAGAGACCUUGAACCAAGUCCGCUUCACGUUCGAAAAGCUUUGA
Molecule: messenger RNA, 516 nt
Organism: Arabis nemorensis
Lineage: Eukaryota; Viridiplantae; Streptophyta; Magnoliopsida; Brassicales; Brassicaceae
Source: the annotation of a GenBank genome assembly